Messenger RNA from Symbiodinium sp. CCMP2592, 1818 nucleotides. The record is from the annotation of a GenBank genome assembly. NCBI's taxonomy places the organism in Eukaryota, Dinophyceae, Suessiales, Symbiodiniaceae.
AUGCCCUUCAGGCCACCACCUCCACAGGAUCUACCUGCUGUGAACCACCCGAAGCCAGAAGGUGACUUCAGCUUGGUGCUGGCCCCGCCUCCCCCUACGUCCUUGCCUGGCGCCGAAGUCCCCACGGACCGCUUCGGGCAUGGCACUGCGCUGGAAAUGCUGAAGCUCAGGAGCCUCGAAGACUUCGAGGUCGAGGGGGCCUCCGAGAUCAGAAGAACGUCCGGAAGCUUGGUAUUGGCUCCGCCGCCUCCCAUCGGACUUCCGUGUGCCCCCCGGGCUCACUCGGAGUCUUGCUUUGCAGCACCACCGCCUCCCGUGGGCUUGCCCGAAGUGGUCGGCAAGCCUCUGAGACCGCCUCCUCCGAGGGGGCUGCCAGAUGCGAAGUGCCAGAAUCCAGAAGGUGGCGACUUCGCUUCGGAGUCCGGCGAGGACUCGGACGAUGCUCCCUUCAGCGAGGACAAAGAGAGGCAGCAGAGUGACAUGGAGGUUCUCCUGGCACACCGGUCUUCGUUGAUGAGAAAUGCUUCGCGGCAGAAUCGCUUAAGCGAGGAGGACAUCCCAGCAAGCGCUCACCAGCUAGCUCGGGAAGCUCGCGCAGAGGAGGACGGUCAGGACGCGCGCGCGGUUGUCGUCAAGCCAUCCAGGCUGUCGCUUUUCCACCGUGUCUUCCGGCACAGCAGAGCAGAGUGCAAAGAAGGAGGUGGGAGACAAAGCAUGCUGCACCAACUUCAUCAGGACGCAUCAAGACCAGAUGAUGCCUGGUUCCGCCGCUGGUCCAGCCUGCUUUCAAAGGAAGGCUUAGCUUGCACAAAGGUUGCUACGAACGGGAAGCCUUAUCCUCGCCGCCUACUGGUCGACUGCAGGAGCCUCAUGGUAGAGAUCCAUGGAGGCCGCGGUGGGACGGUUGGCAUCCUGCUGGAUGAUUUAGUCGACGUUUGCAAGGACCUUGAAAGUUCAGAAUUCGUUCGAUUUCGGCAACAAAAUGCCAGGCAUGAGAAAGAAUUGGCUUGUCGAGCCUUAGUCUUGCACACCCCCGCUCGGUCCUUCUCCUUCCUCUUCGCAAACGUUUCGCAGCGGGACGUGUUCGGUCAGUUCCUUGUGUAUUUGAUCAGCAAGCACGACCGCGGGAUGACAUCAGUUGACACCGUGUCAGCCGCCACGACUGCACGCGACGCAGACUUGGACGAGCCCCCUACGCAAGCAAAUGCUUCGCCGCCGAAAGAGGGUCGCGGGAGAGUGACGUAUCCCAACCACUCCUGGUACGAAGGCGACUUCAGCGAGUACCAGCGUAAUGGCCGAGGGACGCUUCACCUGCCGGACGGCACGAAGCACGAAUGCCAGUGGCACAAGGAUGAACGGCACGGACCCGGGAGAGAAUACUGGGCAGAUGGGACCGUCUUCCGCGGCCAUUAUGUGCACGGAUUGCGUCAUGGCCAUGGCGUGAUGACGUGGCCUGAGGGGUCCAGGUACACAGGGCUCUUCGAACGAGGUCGUGCAAACGGUGACGGGGAGCUGGUGCGAACGGACGGCUCAGUCUACCGGGGUCAAUUCAAGGAGGACUGCAUGAGUGGAGACGGCUGCAUGCAGUGGGUCGAUGGAGUCGAGUACAAGGGCCAGUUCGAGGCGAACCGGAGACACGGCUUCGGAAAGAUGGUAUGGACAUCUGGGAAGUGGAAGAGCUAUGAAGGCUCGUGGAAGGCCGGCGGUCAACAUGGUCGCGGCAUUCUCACAGAUCAAGACGAUGCUGUGUAUGUUGGUCAUUUCCUCGAUGGCAAAAUCGAUCGCUGGGAGGGAAGCCCUCCUGACUCAGGCCUUUGA